AUGGCCGUGAACGCCACUGCGCUCAGUGCGCGCAUCUCUGCUCCAACUUCAAACCGCUUCUGUCAGAUUACUGAAAAGCAGACGGCUUUUACGAUGGAUGCUACUAUUUAUGACAUCAUACUGGGAGAGCUCGCAGAGCUGAACUGUAGUUUGAUAGAACAUUUUCAAGACACUUUUUAUGAGAACGCUUCAUUGGCUCUGAUGAGCGCUGAUGGUUUAUAUUGUAAUGCCACCACGGAUGAGAUUGGAACCUGCUGGCCGCGCAGUGGCACUGGCAGGAUUGUGGAGAGACCGUGCCCUGCUUAUAUCAACGGAGUGAAGUACAACACAACCAGAAGUGCUUACAGAGAAUGCAUGGAUAACGGCACAUGGGCAUUCAAGAUCAAUUACUCCAACUGCGAGCCUAUUUUGGAAGAGAAGAGAAAAUAUCCCAUGCAUUACAAGAUAGCCCUGAUCAUCAACUACCUAGGCCACUGUAUCUCUGUGGGAGCUCUUAUUGUGGCCUUUGUUCUCUUCUUAUGCUUAAGGAGCAUACGAUGUCUUCGAAACAUCAUCCAUUGGAAUUUGAUUACUACCUUCAUACUGAGGAACGUUAUGUGGUUUUUGCUUCAGUUGAUUGAUCACAACAUCCAUGAGAGUAAUGAGCCUUGGUGUCGAUUAAUUACAACAAUAUACAACUACUUUGUUGUGACCAACUUCUUCUGGAUGUUUGUUGAAGGAUGCUAUCUUCACACUGCUAUUGUAAUGACUUAUUCUACUGAUAAGUUGAGAAAGUGGGUCUUCCUUUUCAUUGGUUGGUGCAUUCCUUGUCCUAUAAUUGUGGCUUGGGCUAUUGGAAAACUGUAUUAUGAAAAUGAAAAAUGCUGGUUUGGUAAAGAACCUGGAAAAUACAUGGACUAUAUUUAUCAGGGACCAGUUAUUUUUGUGCUUCUGAUAAACUUUGUUUUCCUCUUCAACAUAGUAAGAAUUCUCAUGACCAAGCUAAGAGCUUCAACCACAUCAGAAACAAUUCAGUACAGAAAAGCUGUAAAAGCCACUCUCGUCUUAUUACCUCUGCUGGGUAUCACCUACAUGUUGUUCUUUGUCAAUCCCGGGGAGGACGACAUCUCACAAAUUGUUUUUAUCUAUUUUAACUCCUUUUUACAGUCUUUUCAGGGAUUUUUUGUGUCAGUGUUUUACUGCUUUCUAAAUGGAGAGGUUCGCUCUGCUGUGAGGAAACGGUGGCACCGCUGGCAGGAUAACCACACUCUUCGAGUACGAGUGGCUCGAGCCAUGUCCAUCCCCACAUCUCCGACCAGGAUUAGCUUUCACAGCAUCAAACAGACUACAGCUGUAUGAACAUGGGAACAAACUUUAUUCCCUUUACACAUGCUUAUCCACAGAAGAGCCUUCAUCCUUUUUAAUCCAAUAAUACAAAUAAGACAGAGAAAAUUACUUCUAAGUCAACAAGAAACUAGAAUUUGCAGUUCUGGUUCAGGAUUUUAGAAGCUGCAUUGUUUUAUGAAAAUGUACAAAGCCUAAGAUAAAAGAUUUGAAGUUAUCCCAAGAGAAUUUUGCAACAGCAACAAGUCACCUUUUUGAAACAUAGCAGUUCAAUGUUCCUUCUGAUGUUAACUCACUGCUUAUUGUUUAUUAAGGAGAAGACAAGAAUUUAAGAGGCAGCUAAUACACUUGUAGGAAGGCCACUCUCUCAUUAUGCUAAAAGAGGGCAAUCAAUAAUACUUGAAUUUUAAUUGAACACAAUGCAUCCAUUUGAUUAACUUUUUUUAAAGGGUUAAAAACAAUUAUGUAGAAUUGAGAUUGGAUUUUUCCAGGGAAUAUUUUGUUUUGUUGUUCAGUGCAGGUUUACAUAUUGUAAUGGUACUUUUUUCAAAAGGUUGUACUUUCCUAUCUAUUCUUUGUGUUUGUUCAAGCCACUAUUUUUUUCUUUUCUGUGCAAAAACAAACACCAGGGUGCACACAGAAACAACAUUCAAAUUCAGGGCCUGUCUGGUUCCCCAGAAGCCUCAUUCCCAAUUCAUCUUUAUUCUAGAAUCUAGAUGUUUAAAUAUAAGAUUAUAUCUAUUACUUUAAGAAGUGAAAGUGAUUCCUAGCCAUUUAUGCAAUAUUUGCAUAUAGUGGACAAAGUGGCAUGCAUGGAUUUAUCAUGCAUGCAGAGUGAAAGCAGAUUAAAUUCUUUUUGGCUGUAUGAAAUCCUUGUGGCUUUCUCAUAAUCAGUGUCACAACUAAGCUUCUGCUGCUGAGGAAGGAAAGCCUGAUGGAUUGGGAACUAGUCACUUCCCUAAAGAGGCGCCCUGGUCAGGUCAGCAUAUUUCUCUCAAUGUAAUGCCAGCUUUUACAUCUCAAAAGGCUUAUCCCACAAAGUAACCCAAACAGCAAUGUGUUUGCUAUGGUGUCUGCUUAAAAAAAUAUAACUGCUGAACUAUUGAAAGCAGAUGAUAAUUGUUAAUAUAUAUUUUUUUGGAAGGUAUUUUAAAAAGUAUAUGUAAUUUGUUGAUGACCUAAAAUGCUGCUGCUGUUAGAAAGUAUGUCAUCACACCAUUUGAAUAAUUUCGAGUAUUGUUAAACUUGUAAAAUGGGUGUGUUGAGUUUUGAAUUUCUUCUAAUAGUUCACAUGAACUUCUCCUAACGAUAUAUUGUUGUUGUUGUUGCUUUUUUUGUCAGUGUUAUGAAUGAUGUCUAGUUUGUCUGUUCCCUAACAAAACUUGAUCAGGUGCAUCUUAGUAAAUAAGAAUAAGUAUAAUCUCAUUUGGUUCUAUAUAUUGUGACUUAUAGCUUAUAAAAAUCCGCAUUUUGUUUUCUUUCAAAAACGUAUUUACCACUGAAGGCCAAAAAAAACAUUUUUAACAUAGCAUUUGUUCUAGUAUUUGAAUUCAGUAGCCUACUUAGUUUAAACACUUUUUGUAUGAUUAAGGGCAUCAAUGCAGCAUGGCAUGAGUGCUGUCAGCUCAUAGUGGCCUUUAUCUCAUCUGCAUUUUGGGAUGUGUCGACUUUCGUCUUGUUCUACACAAUAUCUUAAUGGGUUCUGUAUGGGAUUUAGGUCAAGUAAGUUUUUCUUGGCAAUCAAGCUGAGUGGCCAUUCAACCAGGUUUUUGUACUUUGAGCAUUGUGAGCAGGAUCAACAUAUGAAACUGGUAAAUUAACUAAAAUCCUGAUAAAUCUUUUAAGCAGAGAGAAUUAGUAAGUGC
Molecule: messenger RNA, 3188 nt
Organism: Cyprinodon variegatus (sheepshead minnow)
Lineage: Eukaryota; Metazoa; Chordata; Actinopteri; Cyprinodontiformes; Cyprinodontidae
Gene: crhr2
Product: corticotropin releasing hormone receptor 2
Exons: 12
Coding region: 1-1338 (445 amino acids)
Biological process (GO): adenylate cyclase-modulating G protein-coupled receptor signaling pathway; long-term synaptic potentiation; cell surface receptor signaling pathway
Cellular component (GO): axon terminus; dendrite; plasma membrane
Molecular function (GO): G protein-coupled peptide receptor activity; corticotropin-releasing hormone receptor activity; corticotrophin-releasing factor receptor activity
Source: RefSeq, a predicted model, not a curated record